Messenger RNA from Diutina rugosa, 315 nucleotides. RefSeq names its product 4a-hydroxytetrahydrobiopterin dehydratase (gene PHHB). Bases 1 to 315 code for a protein of 104 amino acids. Gene Ontology annotation, biological process: tetrahydrobiopterin biosynthetic process. The record is from RefSeq and is a predicted model, not a curated record. Lineage: Eukaryota; Fungi; Ascomycota; Pichiomycetes; Serinales; Debaryomycetaceae. The transcript has a single exon. Gene Ontology annotation, molecular function: 4-alpha-hydroxytetrahydrobiopterin dehydratase activity.
AUGCGACCAUUGGCGACGGAGUUGGCGACGCGUCUUACCCAAGUUAACGCUGCUAAGCAAAGAUGGCUGGUGGUGGAAAAACAGGGGAAACAGUACCUCUACGCCACAUACAAGUUCAAGAGCUUCAAACGCACGUGGGACUUCCUCAAUGGCGUCGCUACCUGCGCCCACACUCAACGCCAUCACCCGGAGAUAUUCACCGUGUACAACCGCGUUGAUCUUUGGCUCACCACUCACGACCAAGGCGAUGUUGUCACUGAAAAGGACUUUGACCUCGCCGAAGGCGCCAACGAUGUUAUUAGCAAAUUGCCAUGA